AUGACUGACAAGAGCCCUGCUCCGCCCAAAGCCAGCUUGACUUGCCUGCGUGUCUUGCCAUCACCUCCGACAGAUGUACCAGCACAGCCUAGCAUUGAAACCAUUAUCCAAGAUGAAUGCGUCGUAGAUGACACCACGUCCGGGUUUAAAAACCACGGAGAUCAAACGGGUGUUACAAGGGAUGGGGUGACAACACAAAUUGUCCAGGUCAAUGAACCCUCAAUCAGCGAGGCUAUCUCGGAUAAUGAUCUAAGAGGCAGACUCACCGAGAGUCAAGCGCGUGACUUCUCCCGUCUUGGACCCCAAACUCGCUCUGUCAACCAAUCGCAAGCCACACUGGCAAACUCUCCAUCCUUUCGUCCGCGACGAAAGGCAAGAUCUGCCCGGCGAGAGCAAUUUCCUGCGGUUUCCGUUGUCAUCCCUGUCCGUCGAAACGAUAAAGUGGUUACAAGGGCCAAGAAGAACUCUCUAAGAAGAAUACGACGGUGUAGUCGCUCGAGCGACAGCGAGAACGACAGUGACAGCCUCGACAAAGAUCGAGUAACACAGACGUCGAUGAGCAAUUACUCACUAUCGUCAGGUGAACCUGGUUCCAAGGCAAGGGGGCGCCCACUUAAAACGUCGAAGAGAGCAAAGGGAAACGUCUUAGCCCCGAGCAAUGAUAUCGUCGGGAAAUGUCCUAAUCAGUCCCAAACCCCCUCAGGGGGUGGUUUGGCUGUCUCAUUGGAUCAAACACAAGAGAUUUUCGGUCGCGGAGUUCUCCGUAUCGAAACUCACGGUCCUCGACAAGCCUACUUCAUGACGUUCCUUCCAGAGGUUUCUCACCCCCCUCUAUGCCGUCACCGUACCUGUAAGGAUGGAGAUGGGCGAUCGACUAAGCUGCCACGACAUUCGCCAUCUCGUGAUGGUUGCAACGAAGCCCAGCGAAAGCGCAGGAGGCGCUUGCGGUGGUUUCCAGAAGAGGUGGAUUUUUUGGUGGAGUUAAGAAGAGAUGAGCAACGACCAUGGUCGGAGGUGACGAGCUUAUUUUUGGACCGAUAUCCGGGAAGAAGUCCUGCUGCGAUCCAAGUAUACUGGAGUACGCGCGGGCGUCGAGUAAGCAAGGCCAAGAGCACACCAACUACCGUCUAA
Penicillium concentricum is the source of this 1131-nucleotide messenger RNA. RefSeq lists its product as uncharacterized. The transcript has a single exon. The coding region runs from base 1 to 1131 and encodes 376 amino acids. NCBI's taxonomy places the organism in Eukaryota, Fungi, Ascomycota, Eurotiomycetes, Eurotiales, Aspergillaceae. The record is from RefSeq and is a predicted model, not a curated record.